Molecule: messenger RNA, 8208 nt
Organism: Aphidius gifuensis
Lineage: Eukaryota; Metazoa; Arthropoda; Insecta; Hymenoptera; Braconidae
Gene: cora
Exons: 14
Coding region: 572-6403 (1943 amino acids)
Cellular component (GO): plasma membrane; cytoskeleton
Molecular function (GO): structural molecule activity; actin binding
Source: RefSeq, a predicted model, not a curated record
ACCAUUCACCAAUCGAACCGCUAUAAAUGUGUAUGUGUAUACGCCAUAUUAAUUCGGCCCCGUGAUACCGAGAAGUAGUUCCCCUGCUGUUAUUAAAUUCAAAUAUUAAAAAUAUAAUUUAAUUUUGAUAAUUAUUUUGUUGAUAAUUUGGCGGUAUUUAAAUUUUAUUGUUUAAAGUUUGAUAAAUUUUUAUUAUUGAUGUAUUUAUUUGUUGGAAUUUAAUUAGGCUUUGGUAAAGUUGGAGAGGUACUAUUUUAUGGUAUUUCGCGGUUAUGGGUUGUGGUCGCGAUGAGCAUUGUGUCGCGUUCCUUGCUAACCAGUUUUAUGUGUGAUUCAUUUUGUAGCAUAAAGUUGAGUGUCGGUUGAUUUUGGAAUGCGAGUUGUUUAUGCAUUUUUUUUUUUUUUUUUGUGUCAAUCUCUGUCUUAUUUUGUGAUUUUUAAUUGAAACAAUACAAGUGUUUUAAAGUUAAUAUAUUAACAGUUUAAUAAUUAAUUAUUAAAAUUAAAAAUUAUCUUGCCAUAUUGGAUAUAUUAAAAUUAAAUUCAAGAUAAUUAAUAAGAAGUUUUAAAAAUGCCGGAGGAACAAAAAUCAACUGGUGGUGUUGGUGAUAUUAUGACAGAAAAUGGUAAAAAUUCACCAAGUAAAAGUCCAGUUACCAGAGGAAAAAUGGCACUUUGUAAAAUAACUCUACUUGAUGGUACUGUCAAAGACUUUUACAUUGAUAGAAAAGUCAAAGGCCAUGAGUUACUUGAACAAAUAUGUCAAAGUAUGAAUUUAAUGGAAAAAGAUUAUUUUGGUCUUAUUUAUGAAGAUAAAACAGAUCCAAGAAAUUGGCUUGAUUUAGACAGAAGAAUUGGAAAAUUUAUAAAAACAGAACCAUGGAGAUUUAAUUUUGAAGUAAAAUUUUAUCCACCAGAUCCAUCACAAUUACAAGAAGACAUAACACGUUAUCAAUUAUGUUUACAAAUACGUAAUGAUAUUAUUACUGGAAGAUUACCAUGUUCUUUUGUUACACAUGCACUUUUAGGUUCUUAUUUAGUACAAUCUGAAGUUGGUGAUUAUGAUAAUGAUGAACAUGGUAAAACUUAUUUAAAAGAUUUUAAAUUUGCUCCAAAUCAAACACCAGAAUUAAUUGAAAAAGUUAUGGCCCUACACAAAACACACAAAGGACAAACUCCAGCAGAAGCUGAACUUCAUUACCUUGAAAAUGCUAAAAAAUUAGCAAUGUAUGGAGUUGAUUUACAUCCAGCAAAAGAUUCUGAAGGUGUUGAUAUAAUGCUUGGUGUUUGUUCAUCUGGUUUACUUGUUCAUCGAGAUAGACUGAGAAUAAAUCGUUUUGCUUGGCCUAAAAUAUUAAAAAUAUCAUACAAAAGACAUAAUUUUUAUAUCAAAAUAAGACCAGGUGAAUUUGAACAGUAUGAAUCAACAAUUGGAUUUAAACUUGCUAAUCACAGAGCUGCUAAAAAAUUAUGGAAAGUCUGUGUUGAACAUCAUACCUUUUUCAGACUCAUGAGUCCUGAGCCAGUUAAAGGAGUAGGUAUUUUACCACGUUUAGGAUCACGAUUCCGUUAUUCUGGACGUACACAUUAUGAAACUAAAAAAACACCAAUCGAACGACAACCACCACAAUUUGAAAGAUCACUCAGUGGACGUCGUCUUACAUCUCAAAGCAUGACUGCUCUUGGUGGAUUGAGGCCAGUUGAAUCCUAUGAUACGGAACCAAGUAAACGUCACACAAUGAGCUAUGAUCCAGAUAUUAUUCCCAACAUGGAUAACAUUGACGAACGAACUAGUCCAACAAAAAAACAAAAAGACAAGCCACCACGAAAAACGAGUAUUGGAACAACGUCAGUUAGCAGUGCAAGUAGUCUGGAAGGUGAAUAUGAUGCUGAACGUGCCGAAAAGAAACCUGUUGGUGGUAUUGCUGUACUUCCCCUUGGUGGUCUAACAAAAAAGAAAAAGGAUAAAAAAAAUGUAAAUGAAAAAGAAAAUCAUGAUUUGUCAAAUAAUUCUGAUUUAAUAAAUGACAGUUUAACUGUUGAUGAUAAAACAAUUAAUAAAAAAAAUGAUAAGGAUAAAAAAAUUGACAAGGAAAGUCCAGAAAAACGUGACAAGGAUAAAAAAGACAAAAUCAAGAUCCCAGUUGCUGGUUUUCUAUUUGGCAAACGUGAAAAAGAUCAAAACAAGGAAAAAGAUAAUAAAAAAAAGAAGGAUUUAAAUGAAUCAAUUGAUAGAAGUGAUGCUGAUUCAAAUUUAUCAAUAUCAUCACGUCAACCACAACCAGUUGAGCCAAUGACAUCAUCACCAGAAUCACCAACAAUGCAUAAUUUUACAAAACCAUAUAAUUAUGAAGAACAUCAAACAACACCAACAAAAAGAUCAUAUACACCACAAGGUUUUUCAUAUGAAGAUAGACCAGUAUCACCAAGUAUACAAGAUCAAUCAUCACCAACAUCAGCAAGUAAAAAAACAACUGGACUUGCAUUUAAUUAUGCACCAGGACAAGAUCAAAAACUUGUUGAAUCAGCACAAAAACGUCAUAAAAAAGAUUUAAUACCAAUUGAACAAACAAAUCUUGGAUUAAAAACACCUGGUUUAAAUUAUGUUGAAUCAGCUGGUCUUAAAGAACAACAAAAAUCUGUAUUAUCACCAUCAAUGGCACUUAUUGCUGGUGAACAAAAAGGUGAUAUAAUUUCCAGCAGACCAGGAAUUAUUUUACCUGGUACAAUUUCAAAACAAUCUGAUCAUUAUAUAUUACCAUUACCUGAAGAUUCAGUAAUUAUUGGAGGUAUUAUUUAUUCAAAAACAAAACCACACGAUCAAAAUUCACUUGGUCCUGAAAAUAAUAAAAUAAUUGAUGGUAAAAUUCAUGGUAAAGAUGGUAAACCAUUAAAAAAAGCUGAUUUUGGUCCAAGUGGAAUACAUAUUUCAAAUGGAUUAAUAACUGGAAAAGAUGGCAAGCUAUAUUAUCAAGAAUUUAUUGGUACUGAUGGUAGUAAAAUUAAAAAUGGAUUGAUAUAUGAUAAUGAUGGUAAAUUAAUAAACAAUAAAUCAUUGGGACCAGAAUAUUCAUCAAUAAAAGAUGGUAAAAUUGUUGGUAAAAAUGGUAAGCCAUUAAAUAUAUUACAGCUUGGAUCUGAUGGUACUUGUAUAAAAGAUGGUUUAUUAUUUUCACAUGAUGGUAAGCCAUUGACUCAAGGGUAUUAUGGUACUGAUGGUAAUUAUAUUAUUGGUGGUGUUGUUUGUGCACAAAAUGGUAAAACAAUAAAUCAAAUUGCACUACUUCCAGAUAGUACAUAUAUUUCUGAUGGUUUAAUAUAUGGUCGUGAUGGUAAACUAUUAUCAAGUGGUGAUUUAGGUCAAGAUGGAAAUUAUAUAACUGAAGGUAAAGUUUAUACAAAAGAUGGUAGAGUUGUUAAAAAUGAAUUAUUUAGUUCAGAUGGUUCUGUCAUUAAAGAUGGAUUGAUAUUUAAUAAAAAUAAUAUUGUUUUAAAUCAAGCAUCACUUUUACCAUGUGGUGCACAUUUAAAAGAUGGUAAAGUUGUUGGUAAAGAUGGAAAAAUAAUAAAACAAUCAUUUUAUAAAAGUGAUGGAAGUUUUGUUAAAGAUGGUAUUAUUUAUGCUAAAGAUGGAACACCAUUAAAUCAAAUACCACUUAUUUAUGAUGGCAGUUUUAUCAAAGAAGGAAUUAUUUAUGAUAAUACUGGACGUUAUUUAAAUCAAAAUCUUUUUAAACCUGAUAAUAUUGUCAUUAGAGAUGGUAUUGUAUGUGGUGAUGAUGGAAAACCCUUGGCCAAUGGAUUUUUAGGCAGUGAAAAUUUGAUUAUAAAUAAUGGCUUGAUUGUUGGAAAAGAUGGUAAACAAAUAAAACAAGAAUUAUUUGGUUCAAAUGGAUGUCAAAUAAAAAAAGGUAUUAUAUUUUCAAAAAAUGGUAAACAUCUUAAUCAAGAUUCAUUGAUACCUGAAGGUGCAUUUAUUAAAGAUGGAAAAAUUUAUAAUCGUGAUGGUAAAUUAAUGAAAUCUGCAUUCUUUAAAAUUGAUGGAAGUUUUAUAAAAGAUGGACAAAUUUAUGGUAAAGAUGGAAAAUUAUUAAAUAUAAAUUCAUCAAUUCCAGAUGAUUCAUUUAUUAUAAAUGGUAUUAUAUUUGAUGAGUCUGGUAAACCAUUGGAAAAAGAUAAUUUUUCAUCAGAUGGUUCAUACGUAUCUGGUGGUUUAAUAUUUUCUAAAAAUGGUAAUUUAAUUAAAUCUGGUAUUUAUGGUCCAGAUGGUAAUAAAAUAAAAGAUGGUUUAAUAAUAUCAAGAGAUGGUAAACCAUUAACACAAGAUGACAAAGGACCAGAUAAUAUAUCUGUACUUGAAGGUAAAAUUGUCAAUGAAAAGGGGUCUCCAAUGAAUCUUGGUUCAUUAUUACCAAAUGGAUGUUACAUACAAAAUGGUAUUAUUUAUGAUAAAAAUGAACGACCACUUAAACAAGGUGCAUUUCGUCCAGAUGGUACAUAUAUACGUGAUGGAUUAAUUUAUAAUUGGGGAGGAUCUUUGUUAAAUGUUGGAAGUGAAAUGCCACAAGAUUUUUAUAUUGAAGAAGGUCGUUUAUUUGGUAAAGAUAAAAAACCACUUAAUCAUAGUUCAUUUGGUUUUGAUGGUGGUUUUAUACAAAAUGGAUUUAUAUAUGACAAAGAUAUGAAGCCAUUAUCACGUGGUACAUUUGGUAAAGAUGGUAAUUACAUAAAAGACGGUUCAAUAUUUGGAAUUAAUAAUAAACCAUUAAAUAAAAAAUCAACAACAACAAUAAAACUUACAAUGGUUAGAUAUGGAUUGGUUUGUGAUGAUGAUGGUAAGCCAUUGACAUCUGGAGCAUUUGGUGAUGCUGGUUGUACUGUUAAAAAAGGAAAAAUAUAUGAUAAAAAUGGUAAACUAUUGAAUCAAGAUAAAUUUGAAAAAAUUGGGCAAUCAAUAAAAGAUGGUUUAAUUGUUGAUAAAAAUAAUCGACCAAUUAAUCAAGGACCAUUAAAACCAGAAACAAGUUAUGUUAAAAAUGGAAGAGUAUAUAAUUCUGAUGGACAACCAUUGUCACAAGAAUCAUUUGGUACUGAAGGCUUGAGAAUUAAAGAAGGUGUUAUUGUUGAUAAAACUGGUAGACCAAUUAGACAAUCACCAUUUGAUAAUGAAGGUAAUUACGUUAAAGACGGACUUGUUUAUAAUACAAAUGGUAAACCACUAGAUAAAAAUUAUUUAACAAUAACAAUAACUGUUGUUAAACGUGGUCUUGUUUGUGAUAGUAAUGGUAAACCAAUUGAUGAUCAAGUACCAUUUGAUAAUGAUGGAAAUUAUAUUAAUAAUGGUAAAAUAUUUGAUAGUAAUGGUAAACCAUUGAAUAAAAAUAACUUUAAUGAUAAUGGUUGUAUUAUUAAAGACGGUAUUAUUUAUACAAAAGAUGGUAAAUUAUAUGAACUUGAUGAUGUACCAGUUGAUGGAAUUAAUAAUUCAAAAAUUACAACGUCAAUUAAUAAAGGAAAAAGACCACCAUUACCAGUUAGUGCACCAACUAUUGUUAAAACAACAACAAAACAAUCAGUUGUCAAAGAUCAAGAAGGACUUGUACAAAAUAUUGAAGAAAAAAUUGAAGAUUUAACACCUGGUGGAACUGGUCAAGUAACUGUUAACACACAAGUCAAUAAGGCAGAAGCUCAGGAUGAUGGUAGAGCUCCGUAUAUGACGGCAACAGCUGUGACAACACGAACAGCAACAAUGCAUGAAGAUCUUGAAAAAAAUCAAAAAACAAGUCAGGUUGAAGAAAAAACAGUAGCUCAUACAACUGCAACAAGUGCAACAAGACAAGAGCAACGAGUUGUUACUCAAGAAGUUAAAACAACUGUUCUAACUGGUGAACAGCGGUUUCAGCGACGUCUAAGUACAUCAAGUUCAAGUAGCGGUGAUUCAGGAACACCAAUUGACAUCGAUGAUGAUCAACAAGCUUUCUACAAUCAGUAUUAUCAGGGAGAACCAACAACUGACAUUGUGGCAACUGAAAAUCGUGGAUUUUCAAGUGACAAUAAUGUCACACCAAUUGGUGGAGAAAUUGGUGGAGGAGGUGUGCCAUUUGUUGCAAAUGAAACACAUAAAAUUAAUUAUGAAAAUGAAGAUGGAAGUUACAGUGCAAGUGGAGAAAUUGUAAGCACAUCAACAAUAUCUAGUAAAACAAGAACAGUAGAAACCAUAACGUACAAAACUGAGCGUGAUGGAGUUGUUGAAACUCGAGUGGAACAAAAAAUAACAAUACAAUCAGAUGGUGAUCCAGUUGAUCAUGAUCGAGCACUAGCUGAAGCAAUACAAGAAGCAACAGAAAUGAAUCCCGAUAUGACUGUAGAAAAAAUUGAAAUUCAACAACAAACAUCGCAAUAACAAUAUUCAUAAAUAAAAAAAAAAAAUAAUAAAAAUAAACAAACAUCAUCGUAUAAGCAAAAACAAAUUUAUAUUAUUAUUAUUUAAAAAAUAAUAAAAUGAAAAAGAAAUCCUGUCGUUAAACUCAUAUUGCUAGUAUUAUAAAGUUUAUAUUUUUUAAUUAAAAAAAAAAAAGAAAAUAAAAAUAAGCAUUUUAUUGCGCUAAAUUGGUACUUGAAAAAUAAAUUUAAAAAUGAUAUUUAAUUAACAGGGUGACUUAAUGACGAUAAAUAUACAUAUAAAUUGAUCGAAAAAAAAGUAAAAAGGUUUGAUUAAAAAUACGCUGUAUAAAUUACUCAUCGACCUCAUGUUAAUGCUAAUCAAUGUGAUGUCAAAAAAUAAUUCGAAAGUAGCAUAAUUAUUAUAUAUUCAUCGACAGGAUUUUUAAAAACAAAAACGUAAUAUUAGUUAUGAAAAAAAAAAAAACAAAUUAAUAAAACGAAAAAAAAUUUCCUUAUUGCUGUGAAGAAAUUUUGAGGCAGCAUGUGCAAAUAAUUGCAUAGAAAAAAAGAAAUGAAUUUAAUUCAAAUUUAAUAAUACGUUGUGAUUUAUUUCACGCUUGAUAUAAAUUUUCUUUUUUUUUUUUUUUACACAAAAAGUAAUGGUAAAUAAAUAAAUAUAUAAAAAUUAUAAAUAAUUUAUUUUCUUAUAUUUUGAUAGCUGUUUGUUAAUGCGUAUUUUAAAUAUAUAAUUAUUUAAUGAAUAAUUAUAUAUUAAAUUUGAGAUAAUAUAUCAGUUAUCAAAUUAUAAGAAAAAAUUAAAAUUAUAUAAAUAUAAAUAAAAAUAUAUUAAUAUAUGCAUGUGUAACUAUCUAAAUAUAAUGAUAAUAUCAGAAUCAUCAAGUUUAUUUGUUAUUGAUUUGUGUAAUCAUAAAAUGAUGUACAAAAAUCAAUUAAAGAAAAAAGUAAAUUGUAUUAAAUCUGGCAACUAUAAUACGACUCGUUUGAGUUUAAUAUAUUUAAUAAUGGCCUUUUAUUUAUAAAUUCAACAGUUAAACAGUAUAUGGUUAUUUUUUAUUUUACAAAUUAAUUUUAUAACCGAGGGCAAAUCCAUUGGUCUAGCGUAUAUGUCUAAAUAAAUUUAUAUUUAAUUUUUAGUCAUAAAAAAAUACUGUACGAGGGUCACUUUUAUUUUAUUUUAUAUUUUUUUUAAAAAAACAAUAAUAUUACAAAAGUAUUUGUUUAAUAAAUAGAAGAGCAAAAAAAAAAAAAAACUAUUUUCUUUUUUAAUUUAAAUACCAUUUUUUUUUGAUGAUGUUUUUUAUGGAAUGAAAGUUUUUUAAUAAAUUAUACUGAUCAUUUAAAAUAAUAUACAAUAAUUUUUAUAAAAUUUAAACAUUCAUAAGCUCUUAAUAAUGAAUAAAGUUUUUUUAUUUUUCUACAUUUAUCUAUACUUGUAAAAAAAAAGAAAAAUCUUAAUUAUCAAAGUAUUUAUAUUUCAUUUAAAAUAAAAAAAAAAACACAAAUGUGUUUUAAAACGUCUAAAAAUGGCCUUUAGCUUGUAAAAUUUUUUUAAAAUUUCAUUAUCAAUAUUUGAAUGAAUAAUAAAAUUAAAUUGCAUAUAUAAUAAUAAUAAAAUAGCUUUUUUUUUUUUGUUUUUUAAAUGUCAAUUAUUGUAAGCCAUGUGUAUAUGUCAGAAUUUUCAUUCCAAAUAAUAAAAUAGCAGCUGAAAAAAUAAUAAAAUAUCACAAACAUUCCACACGUAAUAUCAUUAACUAACUCUAGAUCUAAUAAAGAAAAAAAAAAUAUAAAUUAACAUAGAAACUU